AUGGCUGCCAUGACAACGGUGCCCAGCUAUACCCCUUCGCUGUGGGUGAGAAUGUGUCACGCCCUCCCUCGGCUGGACCUCACCAUGCAGAUGAGGGACAACACCUUUGUCCCCGACAGCUGGGAGUAUCAGCAGACUCUGCUGGUUUUGUCCAGUCUAUCAGCCAUCGCUCUUGUCAUCUCCCUCUUGGUGGUUCUCUCCUUCCUCAUACACUACUGCUGCUGCCACCGUGGUGACCGGAGCGAGGGAUCAGAGGAGGAGGAGGAGGAUGAAGACGGCAGCACGGGUCACGGUUACAGUGGGAAGAAGGGGAGGGGCAUCUGCUGUGUCACAUGGGUGGCGGUUGCGGCUGUCACGCUGUGCUGUGUUGCCAUAGGCAUCGGUUUCUAUGGCAACAGCGAAGCUAAUGAUGGGAUGUAUCAGUUGACCUCGUCUCUUCUCACAGCCAAUUAUACGCUAGCUUCCAUCGAUCUGCUGAUUUCAGACACACUUACCGGGUUGCAGAUGUCCGUCUCUGGCCCACUGACCACAAUGGAGGAGCUCUUUACUGGAAGCAAACCCUUCCUGGUCUCCACACGGAACUGCCGGAGGUUAUCUGAGAACGUGAUGAACCUCCUCUCCUCCAUCUCCCUGGCUCGGUCCAGCGUUGACGCAGGGCUGGUGAAUGACAGUGGCAUCAGCGGGGCGUCCAUCAUACCUCUAACCCCAGUACCGCCCUCUGUGGCUCCUACAGUGGUGCCUACCGCCAGCCUAAUGCCCAGCCCCUUCUCACCUGGCUGGGCGGCCAACACGCUGAUGGUCAAUGAGGACUACAGGUGGCUAUCAUACGUGUUGUUGCUGCUGCUUGACCUCAUAGUGUGUCUGUUCAUCCUGCUUGGACUGGCCAAACAAGCCCGCUGGCUGCUCAUCCUGAUGACUGUACUGGCAUGGCUGGCUCUGUUCCUAAGCUGGGGCUCCCUGGGCUUGGAGACAGCCACUGUAGUGGCUCUCAGUGACUUCUGCUCAGACCCAAACACAUUUGUCCUCAACUCAACCAACUUCAACACCGGGACCAGCUCAGAUGUUUUGGAUUAUUACCUGACCUGCAGCAGGCGCAUGAACAGUCCGUUCCAGCAGCUGCUGACCCAGUCUCAGAGGGCACUGUCCAACAUUCACUCACACCUCUCCAGUCUGGACAGAAAUGCUCUCCCGCAGUUCCCCAAAGCUGAGAAAUCGCUUAGGGAGGUUCAACAGAUACUCAACUCCACAGAGGGCAACUUUCAUCAGCUGGUGGCACUACUGAACUGCCGGGGUCUGAAUAAGGACUACAUUGACUCACUGAAAGGCCUGUGCUAUGAUGGCAUGGAGGGAUUGCUCUACCUAUCCCUGUACUCGUUCCUCUCUGCUCUGGCCUUCACUGCUCUCCUCUGCUCACUGCCCGGCGCCUGGAGGAGCUUCCCCAGCGAAUCAGAGGAGUAUGAAGACUCGGACAGCGAGAGUGAGGACCCCUUCACCUCCCAUCAGGCACGUAGACAGACGGCCUCGGGGUCUCAGCGAGGGGCCAUGGCCCCCUUCUAUAAUUACCCGGGGGCCGGGUGGACACCCCCCUUUUCUAGCGCGCCGCCCCUCCCGACUCCAAACGUUUCCUCCAAUGGCAACCCUGGCUAUGAGAGCCUACCCUUGACUGACAGGCAGUCCCCACCCCCCUCUUACUCUCCCAGCAUGCUGACUGGUUACGGGGGAAGUCAAUCACACCCCAACCCUGCCCAUUCGAGGAACCUGUAUUCACGUUGAUUUUUUUUGUUUUGUUAGGAAUUGUAUAGAAAAAAAUGUUUAGUUUUCAUAUGAAUGGACACUUUACUGAAAUGAAAAAGAAACUAAUCUAAAUAAAAUGAAUGCUAGGUGUGAAUUCAAAGUGCGUAACGUCAGUACCACUGAAUACUAUUAUCAUUAUUAGAAGCACUUAAAAGAAACAGAUCUAAAUGGACUGACAAUGAUAGGUACGAACCAAGUCCACUUGGUCUAAAUUAUUUCCCCCUUGUCUGUCCAAACUCUGUGUAAACU
Xiphias gladius (swordfish) is the source of this 2043-nucleotide messenger RNA. It is a transcript of the gene ttyh1, whose product is annotated as tweety family member 1. Gene Ontology annotation, cellular component: smooth endoplasmic reticulum membrane; plasma membrane. The transcript has 14 exons. The record is from RefSeq and is a predicted model, not a curated record. The coding region runs from base 1 to 1773 and encodes 590 amino acids. NCBI's taxonomy places the organism in Eukaryota, Metazoa, Chordata, Actinopteri, Istiophoriformes, Xiphiidae. Gene Ontology annotation, molecular function: intracellularly calcium-gated chloride channel activity; volume-sensitive chloride channel activity.